This is a messenger RNA of Pterocles gutturalis (yellow-throated sandgrouse), 2508 nucleotides long. RefSeq names its product RNA-binding protein 33-like. NCBI's taxonomy places the organism in Eukaryota, Metazoa, Chordata, Aves, Pterocliformes, Pteroclidae. The annotation marks the transcript as partial. The record is from RefSeq and is a predicted model, not a curated record. Gene Ontology annotation, molecular function: RNA binding. The transcript has 7 exons.
GGUCCCUUGCAUCCUCCGUUGCAGCCCCAGCCACAACCUCAGCCUCAGCAGCACCAUCACCAGCAGCAGCAGCAACACCAUCACCAGCAGCAGCAGCAGCAGCAGCAACAUCAUCAUCAUCUCCAAGGGCCACCACAGCCCUUGAUGCCCAUGAACCAGCCACAGUUCAGGCCUCACAUACAGACCACACAGCAGCAGCCAAAUAACAACAGGAUGCAGUGUCAGCCGCGACAGGGUCCGAUGAAGCCGAGGCAUAGUACACCAUCACAAAAUAUUGUCAAGCGUACAAAUCAGCAGCUACAGUCAACUGCUCCAAGAAAUAGUAACUUGCGGGAGUUGCCGAUAGCACCAUCACAUGCUAUGGAAAUGAGCAACAACAGGCGAACCUCUACCCCAGCCGCUCAGGUCAAACCCAUUACCAGCACGAUGUCUGCCACCAAGUCUGUAGCUGGUGUUGGAAACUCACAGGGAAGACCUGAGAUGAAAGCUAGAACAGUUACACCAGUGGGCCAAGCAAAAUCAGAAGUAAAAUCUGAACCAGAGUAUCCCGAUGAAGAUGAAGAAACUAGAUUGUAUCGUUUGAAGAUAGAAGAGCAGAAGCGUCUAAGAGAAGAAAUUCUGAAACAAAAGGAGCUGAGACGGCAGCAGCAGGCUGGUGCUAGAAAGAGAGAAUUGCUCGAAAGAAUUGCACAGCAGCAGCAGCAGCAGCAACCUUCUACGCAGCAGUCCUACAUGCAGCAGGAGGAUGACUCCUCUGAGUACCCCACCAACGGCAGCCCUUACAUACCCCACUCUGGCUUACAGACCAGGCAAAAUGUGAAAAACAGACUCCUUGUGAAAAAGCAAGAUUCAGUAAUUCCAGAUAUCCAGCCCAAGCCCACAGAUUUCCCCCAGGUGGGGUCGAAUAUGCAGUAUCAAGGGCAGCAGAUGAAGCCAGUGAAGCACCUGAGGCAGACGAGAACAGUACCUCCCAGUCAGCCUCAGGCGCCGCAGAAAGUUUUACAGACAAAACCGGCUGCAGCGUCGCCGCCCACGACACAGACUGCUCGAGUGGCUUCAGUACAAGCAAGGCCCCAGGAACUGAAACCUGGCGUGAAAAGGACUGUCGUGCAGCGGACAAACAGUGGUAGUGCAGAUGGGCCCCAUGUCGGCAGCAAAGUCAGGGUGAUUAAGUUGUCAGGAGGGCAGGGGGGAGAGGAUGCUGGCUUUUUUCACCCAGAGAGCCAGCCCCAGCGGCCUCAACAACCCCUGGAGCCGAAACAGCAGCCAGUGAGGAAGGUCACAUUGACAAAGGGAAUGCAACAGCAGCAGCACCAACAGCAGCAGCAGGCACAGAUCCAUUCACCAGCUCCUCAAGGAGUCAAAAACAUCCAGGGAAUCCAUCAGCCUAAAAAGGUCAUUAUGCACGGGAGAGGCAGAGGAGUAGCAGGCCAGAUGGGCCGAGGACGCUUGAUGCCAAAUAAACAGAACCUGCGAGUGGUGGAGUGCAAACCUCAGCCCUGUAUUGUGUCAGUUGAAGGGCUUUCUUCAUCAACUACUGAUGUCCAACUGAAAAACCUGCUGAUGUCAGUGGGACCCAUUCAGAGUUUACAGAUGCUUCCUCAACAACGGAAAGCCAUAGCAAAAUUUAAGGAGCCGGCACAUGCUUUAGCAUUUCAACAGAAAUUCCACAGGCACAUGAUAGAUCUGUCCCACAUAAACGUGGCACUGAUAGUUGAGUGAUGUCUGCUGAGAGAAACCCUGACACUAACAGAAGCGUACUGUGGAGACACGACGCAGUGGCAAACCAUCAGGUUGUGAAACCUUUCAGCUUAGUCUUUAAUUGCUAUGUUGAACUACGGAAAGCAGCAAGAUGUACUCCAGAAGAGCUGAACUUGAGAGGAUCUGCAAAGGUGGAAGUUUUGUUCGGUGUGUUCACCUUCUGUUGUAACCACGUGGAACUAGAGAUUUUUUUUCAAAAUGCUUUCAAUGCAUGUAGACACUGUUCUUCAAGAUCCUACUGUGUCACCACAGUGACUUGAGAGAGAACGUUUACAUCGAAAGAUUAAAAAACUUUCUUCAUAGCAAAGAAUAUUUGAUAAUGGUUGCUCUUAUCUUCAGUAUGAGGUGUUUGAAUGAAAACUCACUUUUCUAAACAGAACACAUUAGUUAUGUUGCAUAUCUGAGAGCACAGAAGGUAUUCUUGCAUAGAUGUAAACGUGGUCUACUUCACUGAAUAGCAGUAUGCUGAGAAGCUUUGGAGGUGACACUGGAAAAUUGCAGUUUUGAUCUUUGUAAAUAUGUUGUCUGUCUUUGCAUUUUUCUAUUCCAACACAGACUUCCAUCUUCUCUUUCCAAUUCAACUUAUUCUAUAAAACACUGUGUAGAAAUAACAUUGCUGUAUUUUCCCUUGGUUUUUAAAAACAAGGAUCUUUGCCCUUCAGUAGCAUCGUGGGGUAGUGAACUCCCAAGCUGUAACUAGGUUGUUUUAAAUGACGUUACCAGAUACAAGGAAGAAGAAAUACUUAG